Molecule: messenger RNA, 1948 nt
Organism: Vitrella brassicaformis
Lineage: Eukaryota; Vitrellaceae
Source: the annotation of a GenBank genome assembly
CUCGUUUGAUGACCGGUUGCCUUACGGGCCCGAUUGUGUCGUGGCUGAUCCACAGAGAGGAGCAAAGACGAGAGGUGGCACCCAAAGUCUUCUAUGACUGGUCCAGCGCGGCCCUCUCUGUGGACGGCCCCCCUGCUGCUGCCUCUGCUGCGUCGGGCAAGUGCCACCCCUCCUUCGGCCGGCCGGUGCACCGUGUGGUGACGGCCAUGCAGCUGACGUCAGCCGCCAUGCAGGACGUCAUCGAGACCCUCAAACUCACACAUGUCCCCAGCGACUUGUAAGCCCACGACUCCCUAGCACAGCUCGCCUGUGCGCCUCUUUUGUGUGUCGUCGUUCAGCCAUGGGUUUCUGUGGAGCCACGCCUUCCUGGUGCAGAGUUUGCGUCAGAAGACAGUGGAGAUGCGCAGCCGACGACGAGGGCAGGUGGUCGUCCACCUGCCGAGACCCGACGAGACAAGCGCCACGGUGAGGCAUUCCUGUGGCGGCUGUGAUGGGCAGACACGUGUGUGUGUUGGCAGGGUUUGCGGCACAUGGGGACGAGCGACCUCUCCCACGCAUUCGCAAACCAGCGCUCCCUAAGACAUGCCGGUCAUCCUGCUGCUUGAUGCACUGAUACAUAUCGUAAACACCGAUUCGCCGUGUGCUGUCGUGAUGGUGAUGGUUUCAGUGUCCAGUCGACUGAAGGACGGCAAGGCGUCUCGUGACGGUAGUGUUGCUGAGUGGACGGCGGACAGUGACGUACAGCCGACAGACAGGUACAAGGCCGUUGUGGAGCGGCCAAUAUGACCCUUCGGUGCUCUCUCUCUCUCUGUCAGUUGUCAGUAUUCUGUGGUGUCGCCGGGCAUAGCUCUGCAUGACCUCCAGGCCAAUCUCGCCUAUGUGGUGGACGAGCUCGUCACGAGAGAACAGCUGCACCAGGCGGCACUGCAAAAGGCCGGAGACACUGACCUGGAGAAGGCCGACACUGAGGUGUCGCAGCGGCAUCACACUGGCGGCUGGAAGGCCCUCUACGAGGCAUUCAAGAAGGCCAAACGGACACUCAUCAAAGCCGGCAGCCCGCCGGUCAGCGGACGAGAGCAGUCGAUGUCCCUCUGUCUGUCGAUGAGCAUAAACCCACCUCUGUUGCGUUGAAUGCAGGGGGCCAUCCCGGAGGUCCUCGCAAGCCUCGUGCCGAUGGUAGUAGAUACGCCAGCCGCCACAGAGGACGUGCCGAUGAGCGGCAUGUCGUCGCCCGCCAGCUCAACCCGGUCGCAGCAGAGCGAUUGCCAGGAGGCCCUCACGCCCCUCUCUCAGCUCGUGUGGGUCGAUUGGCAUCGGCUCAGCAGCCAAGACAAGGACAGCGCAGCCCUGUCGAUGUCAGUGGAGGCCGUCUACGAUGCCGUGGCGGCGAUGGACGGCACCGCAGCCAACGAGGAUGACGACAAGUAGCUCUGUCAAGGCCGCGGCGGCCCAUGUGAGGGAAUGUCAGCCGAGGCGAUGGGACAGGCAUACGCAGACUGGACGGGACGAUCAAAUUUAUCCUAUACAUAUAUAUAUGCUGUGGAUUGAGGGUGUGUGUAUGCUUGUUUGUUGCGUUGUGUUUUCUGAUGGUUUUCAUCGAAACUCAAGACGAAACUCAAGACGAAUACACGUGUAAUCGACACGUGUCUGCAGGUGAGAGAGGCGUGCGUGGGACGAGUGCAUGUGGGCACGCACCCUUUUCUGUGGCUCUGCCCUUACAUGGCCGGCUGGGCCAUACCGUCGGUGCGGUACGUCUUUUGGUUUUAUCUUGGUACUGUUUCGGUGUAAGGCCCAUUUUGACAGUGCAUGUGUUCUGCGUGGGUGAGCCAUUUUGCUGGUGUGUUUUGUAUAGCCAUAGGAAGACUUGCAUUGAAUAAAUUUGUACAAGCGAUAUGAUUGGUCUGUUCGCAUUCAUAUGGGAAACCCGCGUAGACAAUCUCAGACAGCC